This is a messenger RNA of Kockovaella imperatae, 4932 nucleotides long. RefSeq names its product Golgi CORVET complex core vacuolar protein 8-domain-containing protein. Gene Ontology annotation, cellular component: HOPS complex; late endosome. Gene Ontology annotation, biological process: endosomal vesicle fusion; protein targeting to vacuole. The record is from RefSeq and is a predicted model, not a curated record. The transcript has 4 exons. The coding region runs from base 1 to 4932 and encodes 1643 amino acids. Lineage: Eukaryota; Fungi; Basidiomycota; Tremellomycetes; Tremellales; Cuniculitremaceae. Gene Ontology annotation, molecular function: protein binding.
AUGGAUCCGCUGUCGGUAAGGGAUGAGUUGGAGAGUUUGCCAACGGAGCGCGAGACGGGGGGGCAACAGCGUCCGCCCGUUCGACCACUUUCAUCUGUGAAUGGAUCUUCGAACAGUAUCCGGCAUGUUGAUCCUCAACACUCAGUGUCCCGAAUGAGGGCAUUCGCCCGCUUCGACUCGGAGACGACGCCUUUCGAGAUGGAAAUGGACAGCAAGAGUAAAGACCACGAUGAUGGCCCAUUUGACAGACCUGCGAGCCCCAAAUGGCCAGAAAUGGAAGCUGGUCCAAGUGAUUAUUGGCGACGCUCACCUUCUAUCUCGGAUUCUCAGAUUGGCCGUCCUCCAGAAGCAGCAUGGCGUCAAGCAAGUACGCAACCCUGGCCGAGUGAUCUAGAAGAUGGCCCCAGUGAUGUCUGGAGGUCUCACGACGUACAGCGUAGUCGGGAACUUGAGGGAAGCAGAGAGGACGUAUAUGGGGAGGAGGAGGAUGUGGACGAGAGGGCAAUUCUUACUGCUCGACAAGAAGAAACACGAGACAUGUAUGGCGAAGGCGCAGUGGACGAAGUGAGCCCUUCAGGCCCUCUCAAUGGUACACAUGGGUAUCAUGAGCGGGGUGCCACUUCCAACGCUCGACAGCAAGAUCUUACGCUGGAAUAUGACGAUUCAGAUUCCAUAGUGCUUCCGCGAAAGGUGGUAUCAGCGGUCACACCUUCCUCAUCCUCACUAUCAAUCGCAGGAGCCCACGAUGGUCCCGCCGAUCGCCCAACGUCCUUGAAGCGCUUGUCAACAUCUUACAUCCACCCUUCCAUAUCCCGCUUAAGAUCACAUCACCGCACAGCGUCCACGUCCACUGAACAGUCUGUACCUGGUAGACCUACAUCCCUCCUCGCUCAAGCUCGUCUUCCAUCCCAUUUCUCCCAAUUGUCAUUGGCGAAAUCCGAUUCUACCACCGCUUCUCCACUUCCUGACCCCGCUGCACCCGGUACCGCCGUUCCCACUGACCCGUCUUCUUCUUCUUCCAAACCUCGCCCGUUCAAUUUCUCCGCGUUUCCAUUUCAUCCCCUUCGCGGUAUCUCUGCUCAUCUGUUCUCACCAGAUGCCAAAAGCAUUGUCGACCCGCCUCCGCACUCGGCACGCAAAGCUACUUCGUUCCUCUCCAAACCACCGGAUCCACCUCGUCAGCCUCUGCCUCUCGGUAGACCAAGCGUCAUGGAUGUGAGGGACAUCAUUGCUGUAGGAACGGAUGGAGGACUCGUGCUCGUCUACACCUUUGACCAGAAACUCCAGCAUGUUCUGCAGAAUGAUGCGUCUGCAUCAUCAGGCCCAGUCACAGCUGUCUGCGUCUCACCGGACGGCACAUACGUUGGUGUGGGGCACGCUACAGGUAACAUCCAUCUUUACGAUUUGUCGCGCCCUUUAAAACCUGCGCGGACGACGCUUGGCCUCACCUUGACCCAAGUUCUCUCGGGCCAAAAGGAAGGCCACCUGCAAGGCAGUCCCAUCCUUCACAUUGGAUUCGUCGGGGCAAGACACACAUCCAUCGUCACUGGAGAUGAGCACGGAAGAGCUUUCUGGUGGAGUCUGGGCAAAGUAAUCGGUGUGGAGAGCAAUGAUGUGGUGAGAAUGCUGGGGAGUUAUCCGGGGAACCCACCAGCAUCAUCUGAGACGAAUGGAUCGGUCGUCACCACAAAAGCCAAAAAGCAAACAACCUUGUUCGCUGUUCGACCGCUACCAUUGGGAUCCGCACCUGACCCUUCAGACGAAUUCAACUUUACCGUCCUGCAGACACCUGCAAAAUUGGUCAUUGUGGGUAUGAAGCCCAAGGCCCGAACGUGGUACAGAAAGAUGCGGACAGACGACGGCGGUACAUAUGGUGGUUUGAGAGGCUGCGCAGAGUGGUGUAUUGGUCAGGGACCCGACAAAGUAUUGGCGUAUUCCUGGGGGUGGACUCUGAGGCUAUUGCGCAUCAAGAUCGUCACGCGAGUAUCCAAGACGAAGACAGUCAAGGCGGAAGCUGAACCCGAGUUCACCGAAGGACUGACCUAUCAAGCCACUGGACCCAUAGUUGCUUUGCAGUGGUACGACGAGCAUCAUCUCGUACUCGUUACUUUUGACUCGAUCAUCCUUCUAGAUGCGCGAACCAUGACGCUGGUCGAAUGGCAACCGAGGAAAACACAUGUUUUGAUGUCCAAUUCGUUUUACGAAUCCCUCAACGAUGGCACCCCUCUGCCGGGAUACUCAAGACCGGUGGCAGCGAGUGUGCGGAUGUUCAGAGGCAAACUCUUCAUACUCACCCGUGAUGCCGUGGAAGUGGCGAGUCUACUCAAAUGGAACGACCGUAUACUCUAUAGAGUACAUCAGGGGGAUUUCCUCGACGCUAUUCAGAUCGCUCUGGCAUACUAUGAAGAUCGGCCGCCGGGGAACACGAUCACAUUGCCGCAUGAUCGCGAGGAACGCAGAGAUCUGAUUGGGUCCCGCAUCAGAGAGCUUUUGAAAUCUUCUCUUGAUUGGGCUUUCUCAGAGGAUCGGAUGAGAGACGAUACGCAUUACAGUGUCGAUGGUCGAGGUGUCGACCUCACAGGCUUGUUCGAGGGGCUCGCAUCGACCUGUAUUGAUACGUCGUUGGCAUUGAAUGACACUGCUUUCCUCUUUGACGAAGAAUACGACUAUUUCGCCAAUGCUGGAAUCCAAAACAUCUUUCUCAAACUCCUCCAGCCCUACAUUUUUCAAGGCAAAGUGAGAACAAUUCCACCUGCUGUGCUCAAGGACCUCAUGUCCAUGCACGCUGAGCAGGAGGGCGAUCUCGACUCGGCAGAAGCAAUCAUAUGGCAUGUCGAACCCACGUCUCUGGACAUCAAUCAAGUCGUGACCUUGUGUGAAGCCCAUGGGCUGUGGGAUGCUCUCAUACACGUCUAUACCCGCACCAUGCGAGACUUUGUGGCACCGUUGGUCAAGCUACUGGGGCUGAUGACAAGCUUGCAACGCGAUCGCAUGUCCAGACCGGCGAUCGUAGGGCAAGAACAUGGAGCGUCACAUGACGAGAUUGGCGCGACGCAUGCGUACAAGCUCUUUGCAUACUUGGAAAUGGUCCUUUGCGGUCAAUCGUAUCCCAGUGGCGAGAUGUUGAAACCCUUGGAGGAGGCGUCAGAAGCUCGAAAGUCGGUGUAUGAUUUCAUCUUUUCCGGACAAUUGGUCCAGUGGCCCUCUGGAAACGAAGGAACCCUCGUACCGGCUUUGGAUCACGGCGUAUCUUACCCUUAUCUCGACUUGAUAUUGCAAUUUGACACAGAGGCUUUCCUGCAUGCCAUGGACAUCGCCUUUGAAGAUCCGUACCUGAAUGACUCCACCGCCGCUGCCACGAGCCGACAAGCCAUCAUCAACAUCAUGCUCGAUGUCAUGAAGCCUGAUCGAUUCGCGAACGAAGAUAUUACGCUCCUAUACAUCUUUGUCGCUCGGAACCUGCCAAAGUAUCCUCAGUUCCUUUUCAUCCCGCCGUCGACGUUGCGCCGGCUCCUGGUCAGUCUGGCAAGCGAGACCGAUCUUAGUAAUUUGGAGGAUCGUCAAUUGGCCACGGAAUACCUGUUAUCUACCUAUACACCGGACCAUAUCGAGGAGAUCUAUGCUUUGUUCGAGCAUGCCGGCUUCUAUCGCAUCCUUCGGUCCAUGUACCGCUCAGAAGGCAAGUGGCGAUUGCUCGUCCUGGCCCAUGUCAAUGAUCCAGAGUUGGACAAAUGCUUGUUCUCCGAUCUCGACCGGCUAUUCGAUGAGCUCAAGUUGGACGUUCAAGGUAUGACAGAGGUUCGAUCUGGUAUCGAGACAGUUUUAUCCCACUUGGUCGAUCUCAACGUGCGUCAGACUGCUUUACUGCUGGACAAGCACUUUCCAAUUUUACACGUCCAAGCAACUGAAACUAUCACUUCGGAUCUCAAGAAGAUGGCAUACCUGCGGUCUCUUCUUGAUCGAGCAACUGAGGGGGAGGAGGAGGAAGAGCAGGAAGGAUUCGACGGGAUGCACCUGGAUGGCCCUUCGACGAAUCUAGACAGCUCGAUGCGGUUGCUUUACGUUUCCCUGCUCACAAGGUACGACUCGUCGGCUGUUAUUGCCUUUCUUGAUCGUCGUGGACCGGCAUUCUUUGAUCUCGGUGCUCUGGCCGAGCAAUGUCGAAAAGCCGACCAUGUCGAGGGACAACUGUGGGCUCUGGACAAGAUGGGUGACUCGCGCGCCGCAUUCACAGUCACCGAGACUGUCCUACAGUCCCGAGCGGUCGACCUCGGUCAAGCUGUCAUAGAUCGUGAGAUGGGCGACGUUCACCUGAUCCUGCAGACACUGAACAGCGUCUCUCACAUGGCUGUUCGACUUUGUCAAGAACAUUCCAACGACGACAACAAGUCGUCUGCUGCUCAAUCUGAAGAUUUAUGGUUCGCAGUCUUACAUGGCGUGAUGGAGGUGGUCCAUUCGGUCGGAGCGGUCAUCUCCCUGUCUUUGGAGGAAGAAAGUGAGAAGAAUCCCGACGGUCAAAUGGUCAUGGAUAAUCUCAGAUCCCUCGUCCAAUAUACAUUACAGAGCCUGGUCGCUUCCUCUUCCACCACGACCUUGUCUUUCCCUCGCAUGUUUAAGCGAUUGGUCGAUGAGAGCUCGACUGGAUCGAGCACACAAAAAGGUAGAGCCUACUCGGAAUUCAGGACAAUCUUGACCGGUAUGCUCGACUCUUAUCGAUCCGAGGGGGAAAUGUUGAGCAUGACGACGAGAAUCGUCGAAGAAGAUUUGUUCUGGAGUGUCAAGGAAGCUACGAAGAAGCGACAGAUGGGCUGGAGACCAGCUUUUGGAUCGUGCUCAACUUGUGGUAAAGGGCUGAUGGGAGCAGCAGACGAGCAAGAGUCACUCCUCGUUCUUGCUUCAGGGGAAAUAAAGCACAAACAGUGCAAAGCGUAG